Messenger RNA from Spirodela intermedia, 5385 nucleotides. NCBI's taxonomy places the organism in Eukaryota, Viridiplantae, Streptophyta, Magnoliopsida, Alismatales, Araceae. The record is from the annotation of a GenBank genome assembly.
AUGGGUGUAUGGAAAGACAAGCUAGACUUCCUAGUCUUAUGGAUGGAAAACUUUGAUGUCAUCUUAGGAGCUGACUUUGCAGUCAAAGCCAAGCCAAGGAUCUUCUUCAACUACAAUAGUCUUCUUUUAUGCAUGAAGCCACACAAGAGAGUGAGAAGCCUCAACUAAUCCUAGCCAUGUAGUUAAAGCCCAACCUCUGACAUGAUACUAAGACAUUUCUCAUCACCCUAUGAUGUGACUUAGUCAUUGUAUAGUAAAUCACAUAAAUUUAAAAUUUAUAAAACUAAAAAAUACUAAUUUUGGGAUAUUCAGAAGUAUUUCUGAACACAUAUUAAUUAUAAUUCAAUAAAACUUUCAAAAAUAGUCAUAAUUUUCUAGGUCGAUCAGAAGGAUGUAAUAUAAUAUUGAGUAAUUUUUUAAAAUUUUUCUCAAAAAAUUUGGUUUUUAAUAAAUUUUAUACUAAGAAAUGAAAAUAAUUAUAUUUAAAAUUCGUAAAAAAGGAAAAUAAGGGUGUGAAUGUCAGGAUGACAUUAGUGCCUGACAAACGCAAAUCGAACGAACAUGAAUGCAAAUCGGGUGAUUAUAAACGAGUUAAUUGAUCAAAUUAAGAUUUGUAAAAAUGAAAAGAAUCAUAAUUGAAUGAACUAUAGCUUGAUAAAUUUAAAUCACACAAAUUAUCACUAAAUGAAGUAGAAAUUAAGUUGAAAGUAAGAAAAUAGAGUUCCAACAUUGCAGCAGUGAUGCGUCGACGAUGUACUAGAAUCUUGAGUUUUCAAAAGGAUCAUCAUGUAGUGUCCACAGCCUCAAAGGGUUACUUGACGGAGCGGAAAAAUAACGACUUUGCGGCUCUCUAGCAACUAUCACCUGACGGAGAGGAGUUAGAUGGAGGUGGGGCGUGUGUCAAGGAGCUUCAUCCUCAGGUCUGCACAAGAAGAGGAGGCUCUAGAUGCAGUUCACGAAUGGUGAUGAAUCUGGUGCAGUGUCGGAAGUCACAAUCCGAUAACCAUCCUAUCCUGUCUACAUUCUCCUGAUGGUAGUGGAGAUAAGCUGAGAAAACCCUUCAAGAGAUAAUUAAACUUAAGAGGAAGGGGUAUGGAGCUAACCUUUAGGUUGUGUAGCUCAGCGGGUUGUAACGGAGCAGAGAUUCGACAUAGACAGAGACAUCCGGCGAAGAUUGAUGCUCAAUGUCCACGGUCGGUCCUGGUCGAGAGUCGCUGAAGUUGUCGUCUUAAGGCGUGGCACAGUUGGCGCGGGCGUGGGCCUGCUGGUGGGCCGAAGGGCACGCUAACAGGCGUGCACGGCAAACCGCGCGGCGGCCUUAAGGCACGUGGACGGCAGCACCAGGUGGGCACGUGGGCCAUAGGAGCUGGUACGUGGGGUGCGUGCAGUGGCAGCACUUCGGCAGGAAGGCCGAGCGUCAAUGGCACUUUGGUAGGAAUGUCGACCGUCAGUGGCUCUUGGCGGGAGUGUCGAGCAUCAGCGGCACUUCAGCGGGAAUGCCAAGCGUCAGCAGCGCUUCGGCGGGAAUGCUGAGCGUCGGUAGUUGGGCGGAAACCCAACCAUUGCCAGAAGGGUUGGCCUUCUUUGGCGGCGCCAGGAAGCGGAGUAGAGGAAGGAGACGAUUUGGCCGACGAUACCAGGGAGGGUUGAGCCCUCCUGGUCCAGGCAGCACUAGAAACGGCGCGACAGCGGUGGAUUGUCGGGAAACUCCGGCGGGGCCUGUGAGGAGCUUGGACUGGAUCUGGCUUGUCGGCAUGGCAGCGGGGUCUCCCCCGACAGUGGCGGCAGGCAGGCGUUUGUCGGCGAACGGCCGGCGACUGGGCAGAGUGACGGAUGGUGGCUCCGGCAAGUUUAGGGUGGAGUUCUAGAGGAAGAGGUGGCAGUCGAACCAAGAGUUGAGAGACUCCGGCGGAGUGCUCGGUGACAGCUUGUAGGGAGGCGACGUGAGCCCCUUUAGUCACGACGGCAUGACAGGGUUCCAACAGAGGCGGCGGCAGUUGCAGCGGCAACCGCGACCGUUUCGUCUGGUGACGAUAGUGAACUCCCGGGCGGCAAUGAGAUGGCCGGCGGUGGUAGUGGUCUCAAGCAGCGGCGGGACUUCUUAGGCAGCAGCGUCACGAUGAAUGAAGUCCUCGGGGUAUCAUCAGCCUUCCUCUCCCUCCUUCCCUCUCUAUCCUAGGUCAUGAAGAAGGAAUCACAAAACGAUACUCUCUCACAAAAAAUACAACGCUCUCUUGAGGGGGGGUCCUACCUCCCCUUAUAUGGGGCCCACAAGUAGGCUAAGGGGAGGUGGGCCCACUUGAGGCCCUCAAGCCCAUAAGCCACAAAAGGCUACAAAGGGGCUUAUUGGGCCUCUAAAAGAGAGACCCAACAAGCUCCCCUAAAAGGAGAAAGAGGAGGGCCCUUGUAGGUGCUUAAGUGGGCCUCAAAUGAAGACCCAAAUAAGCCCCCAAAAGAAACCUAAAAGGAAAGAAGCAUAGGUCCCCCCCUUUAGGGGUUUAAUUGGGCCUCACAAGAGAGACCCAAUAAAACCCUAAAAAAAGGGAGACACAAACAACACACACACAUAGAAUUGGGCCCGCUAACACAUAAAUGCGAGGCCCAACAAGUCAACAUGAAAAUACCAAGAAAGAUAAGGGUGAGCUCGAGCUUGUCAUUGUCGUAGAGGUGGAAUGUCAUUGUCCCAAAGGGCUAGGCCGUGUAGCAAAAGCUAGGCUCCUUCGUCUUCGCGCGUCAAUUGGGUUGAACUCGGACUGCCGAUGUCUCUUGAGCUGAUGGAGUUGGGUCCCACUUGCCAUCAAUCUUGCUCGCCAUCAGUUCAACAAUUUCAAUAACAAUAUUUUGUGAAUCGUGUUGACGAGAUUUUCGUUGAUAAUCAAAUUAAAAGUUAUGAUAAUUAGAUAAAAAUACGAGUUUUAGCUCUAAGAGGAUUCGAACCUAUGUUGGUUAUCCACUUGUAUGAGAAAGAUUAAAAUAAGUACUAUAAUGGUCUUCAUUAUCAUGAGUUAAUAAUUAGUAAAUAAUAUAGUUUUAGCCUUAACUCAUGAUAAAUAGACUUAUAUUUAUGUUAAAAAAUGAUUUGUGAUUUUCAAUUGAUUAACGUGAAUUUUUGGGUAAUUAUGUGAUUUUAUAUGAUUUUUACAGUCUUACUUUUGAGAUAAAUGAAGAACAAGAAAUAAAAAUAAAAGUAUUACAAAAAUGGGGGGACCCGCUGGCCAGUCAGGCCCACAAGCAGGUCGGAAGCACAGUCGGGGAGUAGCCGCUAGCAAGGGCUCGAGCGGCUUGGCUUGGGGACCGAUAGGGCACAUGUACGCCACUCCCCUUCCACGUCACCGUUAGCUAGCCGGUUGUGGGGCAAGGAGUGGUCAUAUACGCGAGAGAAGAGACUUUGCUUACAAACCUAACAUUACUAUAUAUUCAUCCGAAAAAUCGGCGCACAACCGAUGUGGGACUAAACCCGCGUCACACCUUCCUCAGAAGAGGCAGGCGACCGGCGCGGGUUCGAAUCCUCCUAGAGUCAAAAUUCAUAUAUUUUUAUCUGAUUAUUGCGACUUUCCUACAGAUCGUCAGUGAAGGAUUAAGCAAUGAAAAUCGCUGGAUCAUCGGCGAAAAUCUCGUCAACGCGAUUCGCAGAGCAUUGCUACUAAAAUUGCUGAACGAUUCGCGAUAAAAGGAUCGCGAAUCCAUCGAGUAAAUCAUCUCCAAUUGAUCGACGAACAAGCCGUCGUCAGGAAAAGGACGAUCCGUCGGGAGACGAGUCACCACCUCCUGAGAGCAUACCAGAUGCAAUGAAGAGCCUUCUCUUGCUGCACGGACCUGAGGAUGAAGCUCCCUAGCACGCGCCCCACCUCCAUCCAGCUCCUCUCCGUCGGGUGACAGCCGCCGGAGAGCCGCAAAGUCACCGUUUUUCCGCUCCGCCAGGUGAUAGCCGCCGGAGACGAUUCGACGACCCACUUCAUUGAUCUCUAGACUUCAUGAGAAGAUCUAGAGAUUGCCCACGUCUUCUUUGUCCAAGGAGAGCCUUUGAGGCCGUGGACACUGCACGACGAUCCUCUCGAACACUUAGGAUUCCGGUGCAUCGCCGAUGCAUCGCCGUCGCGACGCUGGAACUCUGUUUUCUUGCUUUCAAUUUACUUUACGCUUCAUUUAGUGAUAAUUUUUGUGUUUUUAAUUUACCAAAAUAUACUUUGUUCUAUUACGAUUCUUCUAGCUUUUACAGAUCUUAAUUUGAUCAAUUAAAUCGUCCAUAAUCGCUUACGUAAGAAUCGUUGGGCAGAACUCUAUUUCCGCCCGAUUCACACUCGUCGAGUGCUGACGUCAUCUUGACGUCUGCGCCCUUAUUUCCCUUUUUCGUGAAUUUUAAAUAUAUUUCCUUUUUAUUUCCUAGUAUAAAAUUCAUAGAAAAUCACAUUCAUUGAGAAAAUUUUUGAAUAAUUACUAGAUAUUAUAUUUUUGGAAAAUCGUAUUCAUAGAAAAUCACUAUUUUUAAAAUUUUUAUUGAAUUAUAAUUGAUAUAUUUAUUUAGAAAUACUUCUAAAUAUCUGAAAAUUUGUAUUUUCUAGUUUUAUAAAUUUUAUAUUUGCGUGAUUCAAUAUACAAUGACUGAGUCACGUCAGUCAUCAUGUUAUAUCUAUGUUAUAAUGAAGGGGUAGUUUAAGUAUUCAAAUCUUCAAAGCCUUUCAAGGGAAGGUGUAACAUGGGUUUAAUCUCACAUCACUUGUGCACUAAAAUUUUGGGCGAAUAUAUAAUAAUAUCACAUUUGGAAGUAAUGAGUCUUCUCUUAUGUGUACGACCACUACAUGCCCCAUAAUCGAUUGACCACUAGUGACGUGAAAGGGGAGUGACAUACACGUGCCCUCAUCGGUCCUAGCUGCUUGAGCCCCUACUUGCGGCUCCCCUUGACUAUGCUUUUAACUUGAUUGCAGUUUUGGCUGGCCAGCAGGGUCCCCUCAUUUUAUUAUAUUUUUAUUUUUAUUUAUUUUUCUUUAUUUAUCUCAAAAUAAGACUAUAAAAUCAUAUAAAUUCAUAGAAAAUCACAUAAUUAACUAAAAAUUCACGUUAAUCAACUAAAAACCACUUUUCACACCUUAACACAAAUACAAGUCUAUUUAUCAUGAGUUAAGGCUAAAAAUAUAUUAUUUAUUAAUUAUUAACUUAUGAUAAUGAAGACUUAUCACCCUACAAGAGGUUGAAGGGAAAGAGAAGUGGGUGGGUUCAUCCUCAAAAUUACCCUUACUCAAGGAAUUCCAUGAUAUUAUACCCACCAAGUUACCUACCAUACUACUAUCUAGUUGGGACAUAAAACAUGCCAUUGAACUAUUGGCAAGAGAACAUCCCCUAGCUAGAGCUCCAUAUAAGAUGUCUGAUAAGUCUUCAUUAUCAUGA